UUGAAAAUCAAAUGAAAUCUGAAGAACUAAAUAAAACAUUGCUUUUUGUUUGAGAGGCUUCCGGGACUUCUGUUGCCCGCCACGGGGCUCCGAACUUGGUUGAUUUUACAUUAUUUUCAAUGGAGCUUGAAUUGGUUCAGUGCACCCCUCAUUGGUCUCAAUUCACUGGCCUGAUUCACUAGUACAUGUACAAUAAGGGAGAGGGUAUUUUCUUCACAAUCAUGUGCAGUGGGAAUUGUGUAUGCAAACACAUGCUAAGAUAAUCGGACAGGGGAUGUUUCCGGCUGGCUUCAGGGACUGCCUGGGGUGAUCCCAAGAUUGAACCCCCUCCAAAAGUAGCAGCACGAGGGUUCAGGAGAAGUCACGGGGGCUUGGCUGGGUCAUGUGCAGCAUUUAGAAAAACAAUCAGAUCACAUGAUGUGUGACCAAAGGCUGUCCCGCCUCUCUUACGAAAGGGAAUGGACUGUAUUCAGCAUGUAUGAUUGUCUUGCCCAUAUUUUUUUCUUUUUUUUUUGCUGCAAUGAACAGAUAGCAGCAGUGUAUCUUUGACCUAUUAAACUCCCAGAAUGCAAUCGUGCGUGUAGUAAUUUGAAAUUGUAUUGAAUUUUUCCUUUUUAAGGAACUUACAAAUAAUCAGUCUGCUCCUGUCAACCCAACAUGACUUUGAAGACAUAUGCAGAUUGGGAGGAGGCGGUGAGGGUCGCCCGGGUCACUUAUGACCACUCGCAGGCCAAGUUGGUAACCGGAACGAAAGGUGUUCGGAAGUCUAAGCAAAAGGCUUUUCUCUCAGUGCUGUCAACGAAACGCCCUCUUAAUAAUGCCUCAUCAGAAAUUGAAACUCCAACGUCGCCUGGUGCUCAGAAUACACAAGCAACAGUAUUAAAUUCUAAACGCAGUUCCAGUCAAAGCACCAAAACACGGAAGAUCCAAAUCUUCAUUUCCACUUCUUGGGCAUCCUCUAUCUGUCUGCAACUGCGUCCGUCCACCUCAGUCGCUGAUCUUAAGAGAUUGUUACAAGAGAGACUUGGCAUCGAUUCUGAGAAGCAACAUUUAUUCACCCGUAAAGGCCUUGAGCUUUGUGAUGCCCUGUCCAUAGCUGAUCACAGCAUUGAACAUGACGCUACCAUAGAACUGCGCCUUGUUUCUGGAUUGAUGGGUGGGAGAAAAAAGAAACGAAAAUCAGAAAAGCAACAGGAACCUAAACAAAAUCUAACGUCAGAAGAUGCCUGGGCAUCUGAAGAACACUCCUCAGCAUAUCAGAUAUCAUCUUCACCAGAAAAGCGACUGGAACCUGAACGAAAGCCAACGCAGGAAGACGUCUCAGCUGGUGAAGAAAGCCCCUCAUUGUCUCAGAAAUCGUCUUCGACGAGCGGCUAUGCUGCUGAUCCCAACAGGCCUACACAAUCAAGCGUUCAAAUUCAAAACUUGACCAUUAAAGGAGUCACCAAUAGCCCUAUUAUACUUGGCCCCGCAGUUGCUUCUUCGUUUAACUACGCAAAGAUACCAGUAGAUGUCGAUGCAAUGAAAAAUGGAGAGACCCACAGAGAAAGCAAUGCAACAAUCGUGCAAAUGAUAAAACACGGAUUACGGCAACAUGGCAAGACCCACAUGAUGACCCUUUUCACAAAAGCUUUUGUUGAAUUCGACGCGGAGGUUGCACAUGCUCAAAUGGGGUCUGUGAAACUUGUUUUGCACGUCAAAAGUCAGAAAGGUCUGCAUAAGCUGUGGAACAUGUACACCAGUGGCGAACUAGCCAAGACGUUCACCGAGAUUCUGAUUACUGAUGAACUUACAACGGAAGACAAGAGCAACAUGGCCAUCAAAGUGACAAUACUUGAAAGUGAUUACCAGGAAGGUUGCAGAUUCUUUGAAAAGUUACAAAAAGAUACUCUAAAACAAGAGACGUUGCCUGUACGUAUGUCAGAUUGGACUAAGGAGCAUGUAAAAAUGUGGCUUCUUGGUAUUGGUGUACCAGAUUCUGUUGCACGUGAGCUGUAUGAGGAAGAGAUAAACGGUGAGGAGUUAAAAAUAUACAACAAAGACCAACUACACGAAGAUUUUGAUAUGAGAAAGGGGCACAUAAGACUCAUCUUACAUCAUAAAGAUAACUGGUUGAAAUCGGAAAAGCGUCAAUUGACCUCUCCUUCAAACAGUAAGCAAAUGUUGCUAUCUUCUACUGGGGAAAGCAAAGAGGAUUCUGAUCAGGUAUUAGCUGAUGCAGUUGUUGAAAAACCUGAAAAACUCCAUACCAAGGCAGCAUCCCAACCCGUGGUCCGUCCAAAAAUGCCGUCCUCUCGACAGAAAGAUGAGGCGGGUAGGAAGACGAAAAUUAAGCAGAUUGGACCAAGUGAGCAACAUCAAACAUCCCUUGUAAAAGCAUCUGAGAAGGAAGAAAGGGCACUGUAUGGAGAGAACAGAGGCCAAGAAUCCACAGAGGCAGAUAUAAUUAUCCCACCCGAAGAUAGAAUAACACCAUUUCAGAACCCAUUGGCUACCAACGAAGGUGAAAGCAAGAGCAAACAAGAUACCACAUUGCUAACAUUUUCUCCAGUGCCAAGAGAGAGUAUUUCAGUUUGCAGGGUAAAACCACCUCAAUUUUCUCCGGAUUCACCAAGUGAGGCCAUGUCACACAAAACAAGCGGAGAGUUUCCUGGAAACCAGAUGACUUCAGAGCCCCAGCCGUCCAAAAAGUAUAACGAAGAACAUCAUGGAACGUCAACAUAUUUGCAAACACAGCGCGAUAUUCCGUCAGAUAUCAAAGCGUCCAUUGGUCAAGUAUCACAGAACGGAGAAACCAGACUUCGUACUUUACUCACGGGCGAUGAGUGUGGAGAACUUGACCAGUCGUAUCCGUUACUGGUUGCAAACAAAGCUCCCUCUCUUUCCUUGGAGAGUUCUAAAACUGAAUACUUCCGAAAUGUUGAAUUUAUUAAGACAAUCAAAUGGGCAAGCGUCUUGGACUUUGAUUCACAGUCUCUGUCGGAUGGACUGUGUAAGCUCUACCAUGACAAUAGAAUGGUCACUCUGCAGCAACCAAAUUUGUUCAAAAACAUCGAGUCAAAAGAAGAUCUACAAACCAGUAUCGGAUUUCCUGAAAAGACACUUUGGCUUUUCGCUAACGGGCGAGAGGACAACCCAACCAUUGAAAGCCUUCCCAUGGAUCUGCAAGAAUGGAACAAAGAACGUAGCCGAGAUGUAGAAGCAUCAAUCUCUUUCUUCUCUUCGGUUAUACCAAAAGGACGUGCUGCUAUUGUGUUCUUGCUCCUGUCCGAUCAGGACCUGGGAAUCGUUUGUGACAUUUUCAGAAAAAUGUCUUCAUCUUUCCAAGGCAUACAGAACAUAACAUGUAUCACUGAAGAUGAGAAUGUUUACGCACAGUUUGUAAAAGGUGUGGAAAAGUGGUUUAGCAAGGCUGAAAUCGAUGAGAGGAGUGUGGUUGGACUGAAAUGGCAAGAUAUCAACCGUAUUAUGAUGCGAAUGCAUGCAGUAAACCAAAUUGGGCAGCAUGAACUCCCUUUCUGCUUGCCGGGAAAUUCCUGCUUUCUUCCCGCUAAACAGAAGGAAGAAUGGAAUGACAUAACCGUUAUUUGCAAAAACGAGUGCGAAAACACCGAUGUUGAUGAAUCAAUUCAAGGCUAUCAAAAGUUUGCAGAAAAGAAAGAACUUAACUUUUACCGGGGUGCAAAGAUUGACUGGUGGAAUUUUGUCAUAGAUGAAAGAGAAAGAAAACGUCCACAUGCUUGUGGGCACGUGCUAAAGCGAAAUGGAUUCGGGAAAACACUUCAGAAAGUAGUGAAACCACUUGACCGAUCAAAGAGCGAAGACAGCUUAAUCGUAACAGUUACUCUUUUGCACCAACCUGGCGCUGGAGGUAGCACUUUUGGCCGACAGAUUUUAUGGGAACUUCACAAGGAUCACCGUUGCAUCGUAGUUGACAAGAUAACCACCAAUACGGUAAACCAAAUAUUGGGGUGUAGACGGUACGGAUAUACGGAGUACAAUGCUGAUAUCCCUCCUGUGUGCGUUCUAAUCGAUGAUUUUGAUGACGUUGAAGUCCUGGAUUUAAUUGUAGAGCUAGAAGAGGCAUCAAAGGAUACUCCUAUGAAGGGAGGGGUUGUCUGCGUUCUUCUUCAUUGCAAGCGGAACAUGGAUCCAAUAGAAACUAUCAAGCAGAUUAAAACCAAUUCGGAUCUUUAUGUUCCAUUGGUGCAAAAACUUACGGAAGCAGAAAGAGCAUGGUUCGAGAGUAAGUACAUUGAGCUUGAUGACAAGGAAAGCAAACUAAAAACGGGUCAUUAUAAGCCUCAGAACUUGCUCGCCUUUAUGGUCAUGAAAGAGGAAUUCAACAAGGACUACAUCAAAGAUGUUGUGUCUCAGAUACUUCGUCACAGUGAUGCUAACAAAACUGAGAAAGGUUUGAUAAAAAUGUGUGCCUUUCUGAACUCGUACAUGCAUGAAGCAGAAAUCCCUAUCUCAUGUUGUGAUUCAUUCAUGGAGGCUGGCGUGAAACUCCAAAAGACGGCAUAUUUAAACCGCAGAGUUUUGACUAAUUGGGAAAAGUCAGUUUCAGCCCCUUUCAAAAUCAUCGUGUUGAUGACAGAGAACCGAACGAUUAAAAUUCUGCAUGAAAGUGUAGCUCAAGAAGCUUUAAAACAGAUCUUAAAGGAUGAGAGACAAACGAUUGCGGACGUAGCUCUGGAGUAUUUGAACAGUGACUUGAUGAGGUCAUGGUCCUACCGCAGAAAAGACAUGGCAAAAAUAGCACGCGAUCUACUUGUAAGACGCACAAGAUUGAAUCCUGGUGAUAAUACAAAAACUGAUUUCUCCCGUCUCAUUCAGGACGUCUACAAUUGCAACCAGCAAGGACCAAAAAAGGCCACUGAAAUACUACAAACAGGUUUCAAAAUACUCCAGGAUGCCUUCAUUGCACAGCAGCUUGCGAGACUUCAUUUGAAAGAAAAGAAUUUCGGAAAGGCCGUAGAGUUUGCCGAGAAGGCAUUGAAACUUAACCCUCAGAAGUCAUACUUUUGGGAUACAAAAGGCCGAGUGUACAAUACACAUUUCAAUGCCAUAACAAAAAAAUAUUUGGUUGAGCAACAAGUCCUUUCUUCUGACGUGUGUAAACAAGUUAUCUCCCUGUCAUUCCAAGCCAUGGAGGCCUUUCACAAGUCAUAUGAUGUCUCCAAAGAAACCAUGCAAAGACAGAGUACACCGGUUUAUAUGCAGAAGUGGAUGUCGCCUUCAGACUACAAAAGAGCAGUGACAUCGACCAAGACCCAGAAAGUCUUGCUGAGUGCCGUCGAAGAAANGGUAAUAAAACUGCAGUGCAGAAGUUUUGGUGACAUAUUUAAUCUGGCAAAAGAAUGUCAAAGGGCCAAUCUGAAAGAAGCACGGGACCUCCUUUUGACAAAUUCAGAUCAUUACAACGUUUUUGAUUUGAGGCAUCUUGUAUGCAUACACCUGGCGCUCUCCUCAGCAGGGGAGCAAGUAAUGUCAGCUGACGAGGUAUAUCAGCAAUUUGUCAGGCCGUUAAAUACUCUGGAUCAUAGUAAAACUGACUGCUGGCCACCUUUCUUCAUGAUGAUGUUUCUGUGGCCAAUACCUGAUGCAAUCUCUGAAAGAAGGGAUAGGGAAGAUUUAUCAACUCACAUAGAUAGAUUACAGAACCGAUGGAUCGGUCGGCAGAAGCACCUUGGCCAACAAUCGUCGCGCGAAGACAAGUUUAGUCGUCACGCACGUUUUGAUGUGAAACCAAGAACCCAUUUCUUUUUGGGUCACGGGAAAGAUCUCCAGAGUUUCGUUCACAUCCACGAAAUCCUUGCGACUCAAAGAAAGCUUGAACAUGACAAUUUCUGGCAGUCAAAGGCUGUAAAGAAAUUACUACUUCGCUUGGAAGGUACUCUUCUCAGUAAUACCUCUCUGGUUCAUCUUUCCAAGGGCAUGAAGAUAAGGGUUAAAUUGGCAUAUCCGUACUUGAAACACACUCCCAGCCAAGAAACUGUGACGUUUUACCUGGGAUUCAGCUGGAAUGGGCCAGUUGCAUACAAUGUAACACCAAAGGGUAAAGAGUCUUGUCACGAUACAGUUCAGUGGAACUUUAAUCAGGCGUACCCAGAGCACAUUUUGCCAAUCAACAAAACAAGGGUGUCCCCAUCAGAUGGCAUGGAAGCACGUGAACUGGAGAGACAAGUUCGAGAGCUAAGAGCCUUGAUAAAAGAGUGCAGCCGGUCAGAACGCCGCAAGAAGGAAAGACUGAAGGUUUAUCUGAAGGAGAAAACAGCCCAACUUAUCUCUGCUUGGCAGGAGGAUGAGGAUUGACCGUAAGCAGUAUUGUGCCCAGCAAGUCAUCACAGAGCCACUUUACUUGAGAGGACAGAAGUCCGGAACGACUCUCUUUGGGUAGCCUACUAAAACGAGACAGUACUACAUCGAUAUCUUUCGCAUUUUGUGGAUAUUCACAGUAGCUCUCCACACUUAAUAAAUGUUUAAUGACAAUAAUGCUUGAUUUCAAAUUUCACUCAGUUCAGACCUAUGGAAAUUAUGCACAUACGUUUCAGUUAUACGGACCAUGUUAAAAAGGCUCGUAGUACCAUUUAGCUAGUCUAUAAUUAUGACGUGCCAUUAACGCAUUUGGCCUAUAGAGUUUUCCAUUUUUUGCCAUUCGAAAAAAAGCUGGAGAAACCUGUCAGAAUGCUUUUUAACUGCUAUGAACUGUUCUUAAAAACUUCAGUACUUUCCCAAAUUUGAGCAGUGAAUUAAAACGCUUAAAAAGUACGCUUGUAGUUUAACUUGCUCUUAAAAUGAGUUAAAUAUUGUAGUAUUCAGAUAGCAAUCUAAUAAGAACUCUUCGGGCCUCUCUUUUGAGGCCUUUUGGGCCUUCUCUUUGAGGAUGGAACGGGAUGGUGUUAGGUCCACUCGUUUGGAUUGGUUGUAAUUGAUAACGAACCUCUUUCCGUCGUCUUUAUCUCCUUAAGGUCGUCAGACCUAUGGUCGGGGCAGAGGCGUUUCGCUUUGCUUCUACUUCACUGUACCAUGGGAAGCUAUUUUUUAAAGAUCCUGUUCGUUGAAUCUGUCAUAUUCAAUAUAAUCUGUUAAUGAGGUGGUGCCAAACUAAUAUUUGUUCCGAACUUCCUAUAUUUAGAUGUAGUUUGUAUCAAAUUUGAAUCACUCCAAACAAAAAUUAGCAGGAUUUUGUAUGGACUUUUAUUUAGUCACAGUUAUUUUACUCUGAGGUUACAAAAUGAAAAGUUUCACCUCACUUUAAACUCAAGAUGGUCGACACAUGAAUAAUGUCUCUCUACGCCCCUGUAUUAGAAAACUACAAAUAUAAAUGCAGAUUCAAAAUAAUUUCGUGGGUCGUAAUUAGGGGGGAGGGGUCAAGGGGCAUGCCCAAGCAGUUGCUUCUUACGGGGAAGAAGAAGCUGUGAUGGCUUUCUAUCACAAAGUUCCUAAGAGAUUAACAGUUGAUGGAACCGGUUUUGUUCAGAUUCUUAUGUUCUUUAAUUAGCUUGGUUUUCAAUGUGCCGUACUGAUUCACUAUCGGAGGGCUAAUUAACACACCCAUAACCUCGGGCUAUCUCCUAUUGAAGUGAGGACACUACAUAUGCGAAUUUAAUUGCUCGUAAUUUGGCGAGUUUGGAAUUGCGCCUUUAUUGUGCAAACCAUGGACGGUGGCAAUUUAAGACUCACCGCCGACAAGGGUUCAACUACAUCGGGUGCUUUGGCCAUCAUGAAAAAAAGGAUAAUGUAUGCAAAGUAUUUACAAACUGCAGAAGAGUUUUCUAAAUUCUUACAUUGAAGAAUUAUUUCUCAGUACUUGGCAGUCGAAAGCAAAGGAUCUACACAUUUCAAAGAACCACCGCUGUUUUGUUUUAUGUAGACCGUAAUAGAGGUGUACAAAAUGGUUUCUUACAACUCGUGUGGUUUUGCCACGACGAGUUCUCUUUGCAGUCUUCCGAACAGAAUUAUGCCUAAACAGUGUUUUUAAAGUAACUCCGUGUUGCUCGAUUAAAUUGUGAUUAAUGAUUUGAUUAUUUACAUCAUCUAGGGAAGUUGUAUUAAGUUCGUGUUGAAACGUAUGAAGCGAGGUUGGAUAUAAGAGUUUCUUCCUCCGCUGAAACUUUACAAACGACACGGGUGGAAUGGUUGCAACUAAACGCUAGGUAAGUAUCAGGCCGUGCAGUUAAAAUUGCCUCCUUGAAAAUUAAGCAGUUCUGAAAACAAACUUUCUGCACUGUGAUAUGAUGGUUUGAAAACGCGAUUCUCACGAUUUUCGUCGUAAGCAAAAGUUGUAACGUCGUUUAUUCCCGCGGCUAUCCGUACAAUGACUUGGUUCUCUUGAGGGUAAGUGUGAAGCUUAGGUGUUACAACAAUAAAGAGCAGAAAGUUUGGAA
Molecule: messenger RNA, 8393 nt
Organism: Acanthaster planci (crown-of-thorns starfish)
Lineage: Eukaryota; Metazoa; Echinodermata; Asteroidea; Valvatida; Acanthasteridae
Product: sterile alpha motif domain-containing protein 9-like
Cellular component (GO): cytoplasm
Molecular function (GO): protein binding
Source: RefSeq, a predicted model, not a curated record